Messenger RNA from Hypanus sabinus (Atlantic stingray), 3357 nucleotides. Its product is annotated as fibrillin-1-like. Bases 1 to 3357 code for a protein of 1118 amino acids. Lineage: Eukaryota; Metazoa; Chordata; Chondrichthyes; Myliobatiformes; Dasyatidae. The record is from RefSeq and is a predicted model, not a curated record. The transcript has 27 exons. Gene Ontology annotation, molecular function: calcium ion binding.
AUGACUAGAGGAGAGGCUAUAUUGGAUCUAGUACUAGGCAAUGAACCACAUGUGGAUGAGUGUCAGAGUGGGAUCCAUAACUGCCACAACUCGGCCUCAUGUAUCAACAGCCCGGGCACCUUCCAGUGUCUGUGUGGGACUGGGUAUGCUAGAGAUGGAAGGACUUGCAUAGAUGUGGAUGAAUGUCAAUGGGGCAAUGGCGGCUGCUCCCAGCUCUGUGUAAACACGGUGGGCAGUUACCACUGUGACUGUCACCCAGGGUACACCUCGAGUCUCGGAAGCAGAGCAAUAUGCACAGAUGUGGAUGAGUGUCAGAGUGGGAGCCACGACUGCCACAGCUCGGCCUCGUGUUCGAACACCCCCGGCUCUUUCCAGUGUGUGUGUGGAACUGGCUACACUGGGGAUGGAAGGACUUGUACAGAUGUAGAUAAGUGUCAGACUGAAAACCACAACUGUCACGGCUCGGCCUUGUGUUUGAACACCCCUGGCUCUUUCCGGUGUGUGUGCGGGGCUGGCUACACUGGGGAUGGAAGCACUUGUAUCGAUAUGGAUGAGUGUCAGAGUGGGAGCCACGACUGUCACAGCUCGGCCUCCUGUUCCAACAGUCCCGGCUCCUUCCAGUGUGCGUGUGGGGCUGGGUACACUGGGGAUGGAAGGACUUGCACAGAUGUGGACGAGUGCCAGACUGAAAACCACAACUGUCACAGCUCGGCCUCGUGUUCGAACGGCCCCGGCUCUUUCCAGUGUGUGUGUGGAACUGGCUACACUGGGGAUGGAAGGACUUGUACAGAUAUGGAUGAGUGUCAGAGUGGGAGCCACGACUGUCACAGCUCGGCCUCCUGUUCCAACAGUCCCGGCUCCUUCCAGUGUGUGUGUGGGGCUGGCUACACUGGGGAUGGAAGGACUUGUACAGAUGUGGAUGAGUGUCAGAGUGGGAGCCACGACUGUCACAGCUCGGCCUCCUGUUCCAACACCCCUGGCUCUUUCCAGUGUGUGUGUGGGGCUGGGUACACUGGGGAUGGAAGGACUUGUACAGAUGUGGACGAGUGCCAGACUGAAAACCACAACUGUCACGGCUCGGCCUUGUGUUCGAACACCCCUGGCUCUUUCCGGUGUGUGUGUCAGACAGGAUACACUGGGGAUGGAAGCACUUGUAUCGAUGUGGAUGAGUGUCAGAGUGGGAGCCACGACUGUCACAGCUCGGCCUCCUGUUCCAACAGUCCCGGCUCCUUCCAGUGUGCGUGUGGGGCUGGGUACACUGGGGACGGAAGGACUUGUACAGACGUGGAUGAGUGUCAGAGUGGGAGCCACAACUGUCACAGCUCGGCCUCCUGUUCCAACUGCCCUGGCACCUUCCAGUGUGUGUGUAGGGCUGGGUACACUGGGGAUGGAAGGACUUGUACAGAUGUGGAUGAGUGUCAGACCGGAAGCCACAAUUGUCACACCUCGGCCUUCUGUUCCAACAUCCCCGGAUCUUUUCAGUGUGUGUGUGAGGCUGGGUACACCGGGGAUGGAAGGAGUUGUACAGAUGUGGAUGAGUGUCAGAGUGGGAGCCACGACUGUCACAGCUCGGCCUCCUGUUCCAACAGUCCCGGCUCCUUCCAGUGUGCGUGUGGGGCUGGGUACACUGGCGAUGGAAGGACUUGUACAGAUGUGGAUGAGUGUCAGAGUGGGAGCCACGACUGUCACAGCUCGGCCUCCUGUUCCAACACCCCCGGCUCCUUCCAGUGUGUGUGUGGGGCUGGCUACACUGGGGAUGGAAGGACCUGUGCAGAUGUGGAUGAGUGUCAGAGUGGGAGCCACGACUGUCACAGCUCGGCCUCCUGUUCCAACAGCCCCGGCUCCUUCCAGUGUGUGUGUGGGGCUGGCUACACUGGGGAUGGAAAGACCUGUGCAGAUGUGGAUGAGUGUCAGAGUGGGAGCCACGACUGUCACAGCUCGGCCUCCUGUUCCAACAGUCCCGGCUCCUUCCAGUGUGUGUGUGGGGCUGGCUACACUGGGGACGGAAGAACUUGUACAGAUAUGGAUGAGUGUCAGAGUGGGAGCCACGACUGUCACAGCUCGGCCUCCUGUUCCAACAGUCCCGGCUCCUUCCAGUGUGUCUGUGGGGCUGGGUACACUGGGGAUGGAUGGAAUUGCACAGAUAUGGAUGAGUGUCAGAGUGGGAGCCACAACUGUCACAGCUCAGCCUCCUGUUCCAACAGCCCCGGCUCCUUCCAGUGUGUGUGUGUGGCUGGCUACACUGGGGAUGGAAGGACUUGUACAGAUGUGGAUGAGUGUCAGAGUGGGAGCCACAACUGUCACACCUCGGCCUCCUGUUCCAACAGUCCGGGCUCUUUCCAGUGUGUGUGUGGGGCUGGCUACACUGGGAAUGGCAGGAUUUGUACAGAUGUGGAUGAGUGUCAGAGUGGGAGCCACAAUUGUCACAGCUCGGCCUCCUGUUCCAACACCCCCGGCUCCUUCCAGUGUGUGUGUGGAUCUGGCUACACUGGGGAUGGAAGGACCUGUGCAGAUGUGGAUGAAUGCCUGCAGGACAAUGGCGGCUGCUCCCAGCUCUGUGUAAACACGGUGGGCAGUUACCACUGUGACUGUCACCCAGGGUACACCCUGAGACCCGGAAACAGAUCAACGUGCACAGAUGUGGAUGAAUGUCUGCAGGACAAUGGCGGCUGCUCCCAGCUCUGUGUGAACACGGUGGGCAGUUACCACUGUGACUGUCACCCAGGGUACACCCUGAGGCCCGGAAACAGAACAUCAUGCACAGAUGUCAAUGAGUGUGCCGAUCCAGCGCUGAAUCAGUGUGACAGCAACGCUCAGUGUCUGAACUCGAUGGGUUCCUACCACUGUGAGUGCAAAUCCUAUUACAGAGGGAACGGGACACACUGUGAAGGUUGCUUUUGCCCACCAGAAAUUAUCCCAGGAUCUGUGGAUCUCCAGGCUCUUUCAAGGAAUUUCUGUCCCUGUACAUCUGGUUUCAUUGUGUCCAAUAAUUUUUCCAGCUACUACCAGAAUAGUGCAGACAUGUACUGGUUCUUCAACCUGGUCCAGGUGUCUAACUCCACUCACCUGUACACAGGAAUCCGAUUCAGGGUGGACUUGCUGAAUGUGACAUCCCAGGAAGAUCACAUCUCCUUUGGCUGUGGAAUGAAUCCUGAUCAAGACAUGCGAUUCAAUUUGACUGAGGAAAUCUUAGAUACCAGCAACUUUUGUGUCUCCAACUGCACCAACAUGUGGGUUCACUUCCAUUCUGGUCCACAAAUUCCAAACACAACAUUCAACAUCUACUAUGAAAUGGAUGUUGCCAACAAGCAAAAACUGACACUUGAUGUCCUGGAAAAUCUUUCUGGAGCUCAGUAA